GAGGGAGAUGGAGACCGUGACAUGGCGCAUAUGGGAGAAGCUCCAUAUGGGCAGGUCGCAUAUGGGGGAAGCAUGUGUUUACAGUUCAGCUCCAUGUAUUAGUUUAAAGAGAAGAGUUUGGGUUCCAUCCAUGUGGGUGGGUCGCAUUUGUUGAAGAUGGUGACCAGAGAGAGAGAGAGAGAGAGAAUGACUUUGAUUUUGCUUGGCAGCAAUUCCAAUAUUAUACUAAACAAUGGAGGGAGGGGUCGAACUUUCUUCCAUAGAAUUAAAAAAUGGUUCCCUGAGCUGCAGCCUCAUGCUUCCUCGUAUCCCGGAUCUGCUCCACUCCCAUUCCUCUUUACUUUGUUGCACGUCUUCUUCAUCUGGGUCUCUGUUUUCUCCGGAAAGUUGCGAACUUCCCCGAGAAACCGAUGAAGUUGAGAUGAGGUGAUACCUUGGAGGGGCCAUAACUGACAGUGAUACUGCACUAUUUGAGGAAUAUGGCCAGUUUGAUGGAGGGAGGGAGAUCGCUUGCUGAGACUCCCACUUACUUGGUGGCUACUAUAGUGACUGUUUUGGUCUUCGUUUGCCUUUUCGUGGAGAGGUCCAUUUACAGAUUUGGAAGGUGGCUGAAAAGGACUCGGAGGAAGGCCCUGUUUGUUUCAUUGGAGAAAAUCAAGGAAGAGUUGAUGCUGCUUGGGCUUAUAUCUUUAUUGUUGGCGCAAUGGGCGAACUGGAUUUCUCAGAUCUGUGUCAACUCGUCUCUGUUCAACAGCAGAUUCUAUAUCUGCUCCGAGAAUGAUUUUGAGACCCACGAGCAUUUCAUGAUCAAGAGUUCCUUCUCUUCUCUGAACGAGAGUGAUAUUCCCCCAGAAGGACUUAAUUAUCCAGGGUCUCAUCAAUGCGGAGAGGGCCGAGAACCUUUUGUUUCGUAUGAAGGUCUUGAGCAGCUCCAUCGGUUUCUGUUUGUUCUCGGCAUCACCCAUGUACUCUACAGUUGUCUUGCUGUUGGUCUUGCGAUGAGCAAGAUAUACAGUUGGAGGAAAUGGGAAAACCAAGCAAGCGUAACGACUGACGGGGACGUGCAAGCUAAGAAAACGAAGGUGAUGAGAAGGCAAACUACUUUCGUCUUUCAACACACAUCUCAUCCAUGGAGCAGAAACCGAGUCCUCAUAUGGAUGCUUUGCUUCCUUCAUCAGUUCAGGACAUCUAUUAAAAGGUCAGACUACUUGGCUCUGCGUUUAGGUUUCAUCACAAAGCACAACUUGCCACUUUCGUAUAAUUUUCACAAGUACAUGGUCCGCAGCAUGGAAGAUGAGUUUCAUGGCAUCCUUGGAAUCAGUUGGCCUCUUUGGGCUUAUGCUAUAAUCUGCAUCUUCAUCAACAUUCACGGCUUGAACAUAUACUUCUGGCUCUCCUUCAUCCCUGCUAUUCUCGUUAUGCUGGUUGGGACAAAACUUCAACACGUCGUUUCCUCGUUAGCGCUCGAAAUAAUGGAGCCUGCAGGACCAACUAGUGCAACACAGGUAAAGCCACGGGAUGAUCUGUUUUGGUUUGGAAAGCCCGAAAUACUGCUGCACUUGAUCCAAUUCAUUAUAUUUCAGAAUGCUUUUGAGAUGGCAACGUUCAUCUGGUCUUUGUGGGGAUUAAAGCAUCGGUCGUGCUUCAUGAAGAACCAUGUGUUAAUAGUCAUUCGACUGGCUUCCGGGGUGUUGGUUCAGUUUUGGUGCAGCAACACGACGGUGCCCCUAAACGUGAUUGUUACGCAGAUGGGAUCUCGGUGCAAGAAGGCCCUGGUGGCGGAAAGCGUGCGGGAAUCGCUCCACAGCUGGUGUAAACGGGGGAAGGAGAAAUCGAAACGGCAUCAUCUGCGGUCACACACCGUGAGAUCCACAUGCUCCCUCGAUUCGACGAUCUAUGAAAGGGAUGAGAUAACUGUUGCAUCGGGCACGCUGUCCCGAAGCUCCUCGAUCAAUUCAGCUCUGAACCAGGACACGAUCACUUCGAUCGAUAUGGUGGAUAGCACCGUCCUCGAUACACCUAACCACCAUGACAAGGAGCUCUCUUUCAGGAUGGAGGAGUACCUGACGGAGUCCCUGAAGAUGAGCUCGAAUCAGCCUUAUCCUCAUCACGAGAAUGGUGAGGGAGACGAGGAAGCGGGGAACCGAGCCGAUGGGAGGCCCGACACUCUAUUGGAUCUCUUUAGGAAGACAUGAUACCACGUAAAAUUCCGACCGAAUGCAUAGUUCCAGAAACAUCAAGUUUUUUCUCAACCGGAUAGCUGCUGUAGUCGAUUCGCACUCGAUUUGGUUGGAUUAUUGAUUAGAUUAAGCUCCAUUAUUCUUAAUGGAUAUCCGAAAGUCAUAAUAUACUUCUCUUGGCACUGGCUCGGUAGCUGGUCGAAUUCAAAUUAAUAUUUACGAUCUGGAUCCUACUUCAGCUCGGCCUCGACUAAAGCCAGACCAACCACGGGCUUUACUCGAGCUCGGGUUUUCGGCCUCACUCGGAGUCUCCCGAACAUCAGGAUCAACGGGCACGGCUAAAAGCAACCCGAAUCAAGCUCGAGCCGAGGCUUGAACUCGAGUUCUGUUCCCGUGAUAACAAUGAACGCAAGAGAUCCAGGAUUAAACAAAGAAGCAUCACAUUAACCGGUCCCAUAGCAACACUGGUUUUAUGGAAAGUUUAUCUCUUAGACAUCCCCCCCUAAAAAAAAAAAAA
Messenger RNA from Punica granatum (pomegranate), 2697 nucleotides. The record is from RefSeq and is a predicted model, not a curated record. Lineage: Eukaryota; Viridiplantae; Streptophyta; Magnoliopsida; Myrtales; Lythraceae.